Messenger RNA from Nomia melanderi (Alkali bee), 1851 nucleotides. The record is from RefSeq and is a predicted model, not a curated record. Lineage: Eukaryota; Metazoa; Arthropoda; Insecta; Hymenoptera; Halictidae.
AUGGCUGUCCUCGCGAGCGGAGGGCCCAAGGACGAGCUGCGCGGUCUGAACGAGCUGGACGAAAAGCAUCAAAUUCUCGCAAAUUGCAGCGGUGAUUACGAGUCAGCGCUGGUGCUGUACCAUCGAGCAGCGAAUUUGUUCCCGCGCGAUAGCAGUCACAAGGUGGCAGUGAUGAGGGCAACAUCUACGAUAAGCUCCUGUAACGAUCCGCCCAGAGCUCCGCGGAGAACAUCGACGAGUAACGAAUCCGAGGAGAAUUUGGUGGCGAGCCUGUGUCCCGAGACCGCCGCCAUUUUGGCGAACGAGAAACUCAAGAAGACACCGAAUCCUGCUUCUGUUACCGAAGUUCUGAGCUACUUUGACAAUCACAAGAGGUUCUGGAAGACUCUGCCUAGCCCACGACCCACGAACACUCGGCUGGCGCGAUCUAAAUUGAUGCUGCGCCAACUGAGCAACGCAGCCGACAGGUAUCUCGCGGAUCUAGAGUCUGCCUUCAAUGCCGGCAAGAUGGCCGCCUCGGCGAAGGUUGCCCAGGAGCUGCUGACGGUGUCCGAGGCCCUGGAGGACCCGAGUCGUUACCAGAUCGCCUCCUAUCAUUAUUUAUCCCUGAUCCACGUGGCCCUGAAGAGGCACGACCUGGCAGUUUGCAGCGCGUCGCGUCUGAUACGCCUGUCGAAGAGCACCGGCGACCUCGUGCAGUUCUGCAGAGCGCUGGUCACGCUCGGCAAGGUGCACCUCAGCUUCGGACACCUGAACGCGGCUGCGAAAGCUUGGGAACACUUGGCUGUUCACCUCGAAGAGCCGAUACCCGCCGCUUGGAUCAGGCACGAGAUCGGCCGGUGUUACUUGGAGACCGGCAAGUACCCGCAGGCGAUGGACAUGGCGGCGGGAUGCGUGCAGGCUGCGGAGGAGGCGAAUUGCGGCAAGUGGCUGCUUCACGGGAAGCUCUUGCUAGGCCAAAGUCUAGCCAAGCUGGGGAGGUUCGCGGAGGCGUCGCGGGAGCUACGGAUAGCCGCGAGGAUCACCGAGGAGGAAGGCGACACUCCGAUGCAGUCUUACAUCCGCGAUCUCAUUGCUCGCGUGACGAGCGCUCUAAAUAGAGCCGAAGAAUCGAAGAUUCGAUCCUCGAGAAGCGACGAAGUCACCGACCAGCGUCUCGGACGAUGCAGCCGGCUCGUCGAUAGAACGGAGACUGUAAUCACUUACUCGCAGAAGAGGAUAAUCACGGAAUACAAGGGCGACGGGUCUAGCAGCGAAGCGUCGGUCGAUGGAGAGACAACGGCGCGGCUCGAGCAUUCAACGAGAUCUGAUCUGGACGAAGAGAAUUCAGCUUCUCGCGGCGACGGCACUUUCAGAGUCGAGGAACCAACGAAGACAUCCAAAGACGAGGAAGACGUAUCCUCUGUCUGCAGCGAACAGUCUUCUUCAGCUGCUUCUUCGGCUUCCUAUGAACUGGAAGAAACGGGAAACCUUGGAGAGGACUCGGACGAAGUUUCGGAGGUGCGCGCAGCUGAGACUGAUGCAGCAAAGGGUGUACCGAAGCGCCAGACGAGCGGAACGUCGAUGAAGACCGUGAACACCGACGCUACCUACGUGAUAGAGGAUCGAGAUGAUGACGGCGUGUCAGGGAGAAUGGGGACAGACGACGUCUGCGGGAGGACGGCGGCUCGUAAAGAGGACGACGCGACGGUAAGCAGCGUCCGGAUGAUCGAACAGCUGGCUAUGGAAGAUCCCGAGCUGCUCAAGAUGGCGAGGAACCUGCUGAUGAUGUCGGGAACCGGUGAUCGAUCGCGCGAUUCCGGGGACGCGGAGCGCUUCGGGAUUUUCUGGGCCGGGGCUGGGCGGGACUAG